GGAGGGGACAGGGAGGGCACGGAGGGCUGGGGCACGGGACACCACUCCAGGCUAACCUGUGCUGCUCUGGAAACUUCUGUGGGCAGCAGGGUGUGAGCAGACAUCGGGUGUAUGCAGGGAGGAGCUCAUGAACAGUUCUUGAAAUAAUCUCUCCUUCACUUGCUGGGGAGGAAAGAGGGACAGAGCCAUCAGCUCCAUGGUGGUGCUCAUUCCCUGGCUGCCAUCCUGGCUGUUUGCUGCAGGAUUUGGGCAGUUCCUCCAUCACCCAGCUGCAUGAGGGCACUUGGUCUGUUCAGCCUGGAGGAGACUGAGGGGAGACCUCACUGAGGUUUACAACUUCUUCAUGAGGUGAGGAGGAGGGACAGACACUGAUCUCUGUGGUGCCCAGUGACAGGACCUGAGAGAACGGCCUUAAGGUGUCAGGGGAGGUUUUGGUUGGAUAUUAGAAAAACAUUCUUCUCCCAGAAGGUGGUCAGGCACUGAAGAGGCACCCCAGGGAAUGUCACAGCACCAAAGCUGCCGGAGCUCAAGAAAAAUUUGGACAAUGCUCUUGGGUGGUGGGAUUGCUGCGGGGGGACAGGAGUGCAUCCAGAAGUUGGAUCUGUGUGGAUCCUUUCCAACUCAGCAUAUUCUGUGUUUCUGUGAAAUUUGGGCUUGCUGUUCUAAUUGGAGAUUUGAGGUGAACUUCUGAUUUUCAGACCAUGCCUCAGAGGACGGUUCAAAGAUAGGGAAUAAGUGGUUAUCACGAGCAAUAAAACCCCACAAGAAUGGACCUUAAAAGUUUAAGGAAAGCAAAUCACCAUUACUGGGGAAUCAGGUCAUAGGUGAUGCUGAUUCACCCUCCAUUUCCAAAGCCUGCACUUGGCAGAGGAACGUGACCAACAGGUUCAUGGACUUCCUGAAAAAUAAUCCAGCCUCAGCUGCCCCCGCUGGCACCGAUCCGUGCUCGGCUGUGCAGCAGCAGGCACCAGUGGUGGUGGCUCAGAGCAGAUAUAAAGAUAUGAGCAUGGAUGUUCAGAAAAAAAAAUCAAAAGAGGGUCUGAAAUUCUCAGCAGUUAGAGGAGGCAGGAUACUGUCCCCACGCUCUGGAUUUUCACAUUACUGGGAGGGGGGUGAGGUCCUGGCGCAGGGUGCCCAGAGCAGCUGUAGAUUCCCCUGGAUCCCUGGAAAUGUCCAAGGCCAGGUUGGAUGGGGCUUGGAGCAACCUGGGACAGUGGAAGGUGUCCCUGCCCAUGGCAGAGGGUGGAAUGAGGUGGGCUUUAAGGUCCUUCCAACCCCAAGCAUUCUGGGAUUCUACAACAUGUUACAUUUAAAGGCAAACUAUGCAGUGUUGAGACAUUUAAAAGUCAAAUUAGGUGUCAUACAUACAACUGUGGUUUACCUGCAGUAAAAAGGAUCCCUGUCAAGAGUAUCACAGCUGAUGGGAUGCAGUACUUCUGCUCAGGAAAUGAAUGAUUAUGUGUUGACAGACAGACAGCUGACAGACUUGGAAAGAAACUGCUCCUCUUGUCGAGAUACCGCUCAUACUGUUGGCUCACCCACAGCCUUUAUGACUCUGCUUCACACACUGGCGAACACAAAAGUAGCUAUUGGAGACCUGACCAGAGGGAGAAACGAUGAAACAACUCCUGAAAGAAAAAAGUGAAAAUUAAUUCUGUGGGAAACGGCUUGAAGAAAGUAGAAAGCAGGCUGCUGUCGCUGGAGGCUCGGUUCGCACAGCUGGACUCCAGCCUGCAGACCCUGGCGCACGACUUUGAGCGGCAGGCCGAGAUGCUGGAGGAGGACCUGAGGCGGGAAGUGCCGUGGGCACCUGCGGCCAGCCAUUCCCGCCCUGCCCAUCACGACAGCAGAGCCCGCCUUCCCCCUGAGGGCCCGCGGCCUCCGUGUCCCAGCAGGCUCGGCGGAGCAGGCGGAAGAGGAGAAGGAGGAGACAGGAGAAGAGAAGGAGGAGGAGAAGAAGGAAGGAGAAAAGGAGAAGGAGGAGACAAAGGAGGAGGAGGCGGAGCCCUGAGGCGGGCGGCGGGAACGGCUCCCGAGUGAGGGGCGGAGCGGAGCCGCCAUUGCGGGAGCCGCGGCCUUUGGCGGCCUCCGGAGCGUAUUGCUGGGCCAAGUGGAAAAAUCGUGAGGACACAGAUGACCCCCACAGUGUCAAGUCAUACAAGGAGGCCCUGAUGUUGUCCUAAGUGCUGCUCCUCUCCCUCAAGUCAGUAUGUCGAAGAUAUCCACGGCCCCGCUUUCCUUGUCCGACUGCCUCUGCCAAAUUUGCAUGGAGAUCUUUGUGGAGCCUGUCACGCUGCCAUGCAGCCAUACCCUCUGUAAUUCCUGCUUCCAGAUGACCGUGGAAAAGGCCAGCCUCUCUUGCCCCUUCUGCAGGCGUCGAGUCUCUUCCUGGGCACGCUACAAUACCCGCAGAAAUACUCUCAUCAACUGGGAGCUCUGGGAGAAGAUUCAGAAGAAUUACCCAGAGGAGUGCGAGCGCAGGAUGAACGGACAGGAUUUGGAUGAGGAGAUCUGUGUCCCCAAGCCGCAGCACCAGCUGAGCAAGCCUGGGGAGCUGAGGCAGGAAUAUGAGGCAGAGAUUAGUAAGGUGGAGGCAGAAAGGCGAGCACAUGAACAGGAGGAGAACAAAGCCAGUGAGGAAUACAUCCAGCGGCUGCUGGCAGAGGAGGAGGAGGAGAACAGGCUGGCAGAAGAGAGACGGAAGGAGAUGGAGAAGCAGCUGAAGGAAGAUGAAGAGCUGGCCUGGCAGCUCAGUAACAGUCUGAAUGAGGAUCCUGAGGGACACGUGCCCGGCAGCCCGACACCAGCACACAGCCUCUCCCUUCAGACAUCCCCACUGAACCUGAGCAAGGCAAAGAACAAACCAAGCAACUCUGGAGACAUUCAGAAGUAUCUGUCUCCAAAGAACUAUAGUAUGUUGGGAUCAGCAUCGUUCUCCAGUACCACAGGAAGAGUCAGGAGCAACUCUGUCUCUGGGGACUCCAACAGCAAUGAAGGCAGCAGUUCUGCAGUGCAGGAUGAGCAAGAGGAAAUGCCAACCCUGUCUCCACAGCUGACCAGUGUAAAUAAAGAUUCUGGAGCUAAGGAUUCAUUUUUGGAAUCAUGCAUGAACUAUUUCAGUGCCUCAGCUUCAGGUGAGACUGCCACUGUCAAGCAGGAAAAAACACCAGGACCAAAUGGUUUAGAAGAUGGAGUUCCAGAUGCACUUCAUGGAACCACAGAAGAGGAAGGGUCUAGGACAGUUCUUCUUAGAUCCAAAGGAGAUGAUGGUGGAAUAGAGUCAGACAGUGGCAAUUUGACACUUGUCCAAAGGGUAAACCUUGAAAAGUCUGAUGAAACUUGUACCUCUGGUCAGUUAGGAAUGAAUUGUGUGAUGUCUGACAGCCAGACUGUGUUGCCUGGCCUGGGGAAGGAGGCUGGACUCUCACAUGAAGAGAUACCAGAGAGGCCACAGAACUCUAAGGAGACUCCCAAAAGGAAGCUAGUGGAGGCCCCAGCUGAUGCCAUGAUUGACUUGGACAUGAUUGACAAGAGGAGAAGAACCUUUUCAGAAAGUGUAGAAGAGCAAGGAGAGCAGAUGAAUGAUUUUAACUUGCAGACACAAAGAGCCUUUGAGCAGGAGUUCUAUGAAAGGCGCAGGCAGGAGGAGCAGGACAGGCUCCUGGCUCUGCAGCUGCAAAAGGAGCUGGACAAGGAGGAAAGGACACUGAACAGACAGAAGGGCUCUCCAGACGAAUAUCUGCUUCGCACCAAACCACCUCGGUGUGGGAAAGCCUCUGCUGCCAGGAAGGAAAAUUCCAAGGGGGCAAAAGACUCAAAGGGAUCAAAAACACAGGCUGAAACCAAUCACCACAAGGCUCGGAAAGGUUCCUGCAAUGAAAACUGGCAGUCCCCUGCCAGGGUCCGGGUGAAAUCCCCCAGCAUCAAGGAAGGAAAGGUUUUGAAUUGUGUGGUUAAUACCAGUGACACAAAUGAUAUUUGUUCACCGCCUAAGAACAAGCAAAAAACAAUCCUGCAGAUGUUUAAAAGCCCUGUUGCAGAGUAGAUCAGAGCCAUGGACAGGUGGUGGAAUGGGAAUGGGAACUGUGGUGAUGUUCUCCUGUGCUAGGCAAAGCUUCCCUAAGCGGUUUUGAGUGGUUGCCUUGGAAGGGAACCACUUUGGGCAGUGGCGCUGUGAGUUCUGAGAAGUUCUAACAUACACACCCAGAAUGUAACGUUUUUUAAUUGUUCCUUUCUUGAAUAUUAUUUUCUAGCACUUGCAGCACUUCUUGCAGGAAUCGGAGCAUUUCUUAUUUUCUAAUUUGCAUUUACAUGGUUUGGAAUGUGAAUACUGGCAGUGUUGGAAAGCAAUGAUAACUGAUGGUCUGAUCUGAAAAUGAGAAUCUGAAGCCUUUAAUGGAAAAGAUGCACAUUCCAUGGAGGAAACAAAUGAAAAACGAGUCUGUAUUCCCAGCUGGCUGUCAGCUGCAAGGUUGAAGCUUCCCUCAGCACAACCACUGUUCUCUAAAUUGAAGCACCUUGCUGGAAUUUAGGCUGUUGCUGGAAUUGCAUUGUUGGCACACCCAUUAACACUAGUGUAAGCAGACAGCCACUCUUUCACUCUCAUGUGCUAACCCCUCCCUCAGACAAAGAGGAAAGAAACAGGUCAUUCUCCCCUGACAAAGCCAAGGAUCUUUUAUGGAUGCCAAGGCUGUGGGCAUUCCCCUCUGUUCACAGAGAUCCCUCCUGCAGAUCCCAUUUUCCCUGUUGUUAAGAACAAGAUUCUUUUGUUGUUAAUGUCCUGUUAAUGGUACAUAUGAAUGUACAGUGGUGUUACUAUACUUAAUGCUGUUUCAUUUUCAUACUCUAACUGGUUUGAGUGUGAUUAAAACAAUAGUCCAGAAGCCAGUUAUGAUGGAGAAAGUUAAAGGGGAAAGAAGCAACUGAAGACUGGAGUUCAGUAAUGACAUAACUGUAAUUAGAGAUUCACAUAACUGCCCUGCCUGGCUGUAACUGUUCCCUUCCACUUUUAGAGGGCACUACUAAAUACUGUUCCUGUUGGCUUUAAAACUAAAACAACUCAAAAAAUACUGUAAUUUAGGCAUGGAGGUGCUGAGGCCUGUAGGAAGUUGAGGCUGAGGAAGAGGCAACCAGAUCCUACUAUGCAGAGGAAGUUUUGCUAAUUGCUUCAUCUGUUUUAUGAAGCCAUAUUUUGGCUUUUCUUUGCUUCUUCUGAGCUACUUUUGCACUGUCUGUGUUUGAAAUGGAGCCAAGUGCCAGCUGCAGUGCUGAAGGGUGUGUGCUAGUCAUCAAAAUCAGCAGAUGUUUGAGUUUUGUCCUUUUUUUGAACCCCAUUGAUGACUUUAAUUCUGUUCUAGGAUAUUCCUAGCAGACUUGUUUCUUCAGCAGCAUCUUCUGAUGGUUUAAGUUUUAAAAAACCAAAUUUUACGGAAAGCAUGACCAGCACACUGAGUCAAAAAUAAGAAUUGUUGGGAUUUUUUUUCCCCCAAAGCCUGCACAUCUUAUCAUUGGUGGGCUCCUCAUAAAUAAAUAAAUAAAUGUUCUGUUCAGAGAUGUUUUUUGGGAAAAUUACAACAGGUAACUAGUGGCAAAUCCUUUGCUUUUUCUCCUGCUGCCUCAGCCAUUGUUCUGGAAGCUUUUCUUCAGUAUGUUCUUCCUUAAUCCUUAACACAGUUGGGAUUAUUUUCUGGUUGACCCAGUUGGGAUUAUUUUCUGGUUGACCCAUGAUGUGAAAAAAACUUAAUUAAAGGGUUUUUUGUUUUUU
This is a messenger RNA of Pyrgilauda ruficollis (rufous-necked snowfinch), 5764 nucleotides long. RefSeq names its product ring finger protein 168 (gene RNF168). The transcript has 10 exons. Lineage: Eukaryota; Metazoa; Chordata; Aves; Passeriformes; Passeridae. Gene Ontology annotation, molecular function: ubiquitin-protein transferase activity; nucleosome binding. The record is from RefSeq and is a predicted model, not a curated record. Gene Ontology annotation, biological process: double-strand break repair; protein ubiquitination. Bases 2210 to 4045 code for a protein of 611 amino acids. Gene Ontology annotation, cellular component: nucleus; site of double-strand break.